Linnemannia hyalina is the source of this 1056-nucleotide messenger RNA. NCBI's taxonomy places the organism in Eukaryota, Fungi, Mortierellomycota, Mortierellomycetes, Mortierellales, Mortierellaceae. The record is from the annotation of a GenBank genome assembly.
AUGACAACCCCAGAAUCCGCCAAGGAACUUCUCGCUUUCCACAAGGGCCUCGUCUCCAUCUCUUGCAUCACCGAGAACGAAUCGCCAUGCACCCAAUUCCUCCAAGCCCACCUUACAAACCUCGGCUACACCGUCGAGCUCCAGACCGUCGCCCCCGGUCGUGAGAACGUCCUGGCCUACCUCGGCAAAGGACGUAACCCUCGGGUUCUCUUCAACACCCAUAUCGAUGUCGUGCCGCCCUAUAUCGAGUACCGUGAGGACGAGGAGAAUGUCUAUGGACGUGGAUCGAGUGAUGCCAAAGGCUGUAUGGCGGCUCAGGUCCAGGCUGUUGAGGAAUUGAGAAAGGAGGGCAAGGUCAAGGAGGGUGAUAUUGGGUUCUUGUUUGUUGUUGGUGAGGAGGUUGAUCAUAUUGGCAUGGUGAAAGCAAACGAUCUCGGUUUGACCCCUGACUACUUGAUUGUCGGAGAACCAACAGAGUCCAGGCUGGCUCUGGGACACAAGGGUGUCUUGCGUCUUAACAUCAGCAUCGAGGGCAAAGCAGCUCACAGCGGAUACCCAGAGUUGGGUGUCAGCGCCAACGACAAGAUGAUUGACCUCUUGCACAGGCUCAUGUCGAUUAAACUCCCCGAGGACCCCUACUUUGGAAAGACGACAAUGAACAUUGGAACCAUCCAAGGAGGACUCGCCGCCAACAUUGUCCCCGCUCUCUCAAAGGCAGGUAUCUCCUUCCGCAUCGCGACCUCGACCCAAGAAGUCCUGGACCUCGUCGAGCAGGUCCUCCCCGCUGAACAGCAACUCAAGGACAAGAUCUCCAUCGAACGUCUGACCUGCUGGGAACCUGUUCGUUGCCACUCUGUCCCUGGAUUCGAAACUUUUGUUGCCAACUACUUUACCGACAUUCCUUCGUUCACUACUGCGAAGCAUUCGUUGCUAUAUGGACCUGGAAGCAUUCUUUGCGCCCAUGCCCCCCACGAGUACAUCAACAAGAAGGAGCUGAUUGCUGCAGUUGGAAGCUACAAGGAUAUUGUCCUGAAACUGUUCGCCGAAUCUCAGUAA